Messenger RNA from Ambispora gerdemannii, 1944 nucleotides. Lineage: Eukaryota; Fungi; Glomeromycota; Glomeromycetes; Archaeosporales; Ambisporaceae. The record is from the annotation of a GenBank genome assembly.
AUGAACACGACUAAUGAAAUAAUGAAAGAAAACAACAACACUGAAGUGAACUCGGUAAAGUCUCCCAGAACUCCAACAUCUGCUGUCAAACCCCGGAUUCCGUUCAGUGGGGCUGUUAAAUUAUCGAGUUUAAACACGCCAAAGACGACUCCAGGUGUCAAACAUUCCAUUGGAGCGACAAAAACUUCGACACAAUCGACAAAAUCAUCUUCAUCUAAUAAAGUUUCGCCAAUAGCACCACAGUUGACUCCAAAUAUUUCAAAUCCCCUUGUUCUACCAGCUGCACCCAGAGUAUCCCCUGUUAAAUCAUUAGCAAAUAAAUCUUCUUCAAAAAAAACCAUCACCACUAAAUCCCCUAGUAAAACACAUCGUUCUACUAAAAGUAUGCCUCCUCGGAUAAACACAUCAAAUGUUUCAAAUAAUAAUCCAUCACCUCUUUCCAUUCGAAAACGACGAUCUUCUCAACCUGAACUGACACAGAAUCCUACUUCUUUAUUCAAAUCCCCUAUCGAUCUUUCCCACGUGAAAUCACGUGUAGGUUCUCUGGACAAUAUUUCCUAUACUCCAAAAAGCGCCAGCAACAGUGAGAAGAAGAAAGUCUUUUCGGAAAAAUUGGAUUACUCUAAAGUUAGAUCACGUGUCGGUUCCUUUGAUAAUAUCAAGUAUAUGCCAAAACGUGGUGAUACAAGCGGAGAUGUGAAAAUUGUCUCAAAGAAACCUGAAUUCACGUCGGUGCAAUCGAAAGUCGGUUCCCGAGAAAAUAUUAGUUACGUUCCGAAAAAGGGUAAUACUCAAGUCUUUACGUCGAAACUAGAUCUCAAGAAUGUGAAAUCGCGAGUUGGUUCCCUUGAUAAUAUUAAACAUGUUCCGGGUGGUGGCGACGUGGUGAUUUACAAUGAGAAGCUGAAAUUCCGCAAAAAAGCAGCGCCAAAAGUCGAUGCUGGAACUUCUCAAAAUAACGUCGAUAAUAUACCUUUCUUGGAAGAUGAUCGGUUAAACAGUGCUCUAAGUCCUAGCCCAAUUUCAUCUCUCUCUUUGGAUGAUGCCCCCGAAUAUAAUAGCCCAACCGAGGAAUUAAUGACUCCAACGCCAUUCCGAGUUGCUUUAUCUCCCAUCGCUGAAAUAUUGCAAUCUUCACAAGAAGAGGAUGAGAUGGAAUAUCAACAAUCAAUUGCUCAAUUGAUCUCACCUUCAGUUGCACCUCAAACCUCUCCGGAUAUCGCAAAUAAAACUGCUAUAAUAAAAGGAAAGCCAGCACCAAUAAGCGAAGAGAAAUCAGAUAAACCGGUAGAAUCUAUUACAACGGUCGAAGAAGAACCACCAUCACCAUCACCAAUAACAAACAGAGAAACCCCUCAAUCGAUUAAAGCAAAGAUUGCAGCUUUGGAAGCAAAGAAUGCAGAAGUUGCGGCACGAAAAUUGGCAGCUAAAGAGAAAUUAAAAGCUGCAUCCUUAGCAAUAAAAGUAAAAGUAGUUGAUGAUGACGAAGAAAAAUUAAAAGCUGCAUCUUUCGCAACGAAAGUAGAAAAAGUCGACGAUGACAAAGACGAAGAAAGAUUUCGUGAUUUUAUACAAAAAUUUCAACAAGAAUUUGGUAUCAAUCAAGCAGAAGAACUGGACGAAGGUCAAUAUGAUGAACUUGACACUACUCAAUUUGAAGUGGAAGUUGAGGAUGAAGAAGAUGACGAUUCUGAGUGUCCUCAAGAUGACGCGGAUAUUAUUUACGCAGUAAAUAAUGAAGAUGAUUCUGAUCUUAGUUUUGAGGUUAAUGUUUUACGUAAAUCGCGUUUAUUGUCUGAUUCUAGUAUUCGGGAAGUGGAGUCUCUUUAUAUUCCCGAAAUACCUCCGUUAGCAAUUCAAAUUCCACCUGAAAGCAAUAGCAAUCCUGUUGUACCCGAAUUGACAAUAGCACAGAAACGUGCAUACGACUCUUCGUGGAUCUAA